This is a messenger RNA of Plasmopara halstedii, 585 nucleotides long. RefSeq names its product RxLR-like protein. The record is from RefSeq and is a predicted model, not a curated record. NCBI's taxonomy places the organism in Eukaryota, Oomycota, Peronosporomycetes, Peronosporales, Peronosporaceae. Bases 1 to 585 code for a protein of 194 amino acids. The transcript has a single exon.
AUGCCUCCGUUUUGUUUUCUGCUUCUAACCGCCUCCAUCGCCGCAGUCUGUAGCGGUUUUCUAUCAGACCAAGGCGAAAAACAAUCGACAGUCUCGGUAUCAUCUUCGUCACCUAAUCAAAAUCGGCUACCUAAACAUGACAUUGACACUCUACACCAGAGGAAGCAAUUGCGCGUACAGUUCGUCCCCGCCACAGAAGACCGAGACGACCGUGAAAGUCGGAGCACUAUUUCAGGCACAGUUUUGAAAGAAAUCACUAAAUCUGGUUUGGAUGCAAUGCUAAAGGACGUUGACACGCGAGCUGCUAAUUUUGCGGUCUGGCAGCAGGCGGGGAAGCAAUUUAUUGACAUUUCGAAUCAUCUAAAGGAGAACUUUUCAGAGGAUGAGAAAUAUCUGGAAAUCGCGCAAUUCUACUUAUGGUGCGUAGAAAACCCGUCGUCUAGCAAUCUUUCUAGCGAAGAACUGAGGAAAAAGAUCUUGGCAAAGAUUACUGAGCAAACCCAGCCAAUUCCUGCUGCUCGUAGAAGCCGUUAUCUUCUGUACACACUGAGUCUGCUUGUGCUUUUGUGGCUGGUUAUGAAAUAA